AUGCAAGGCUUCUUGCUACUUAGCGAAUAUGAGGUGACGCAGGGAAAUGAUCGCCCAGGGUGGAUGUACUGUGGUAUUGCUUGUCGAAUGUUGUCCGACCUUGGUCUACAUGAACUUGCAGACAUCAAUCAUGUCGCUCUUGAAGGGACGGACAAUGAGGCGACCAGAGAGAGUGCCUUGGCAUAUGCUCUCGUUGCUGCGUGUAUCGUAUACGAAGGCGUGUGGACUCUGUACCUGGGCCGGCCGAGCUCUAUCCCCAAAUCGAUCAUAAGCAUUGCCGCCGCCCGGUGCAAGUCCCACCAGAAGUCAGACUCACCACUUCUCAACGCCUGGCUUGGUCUUUGUGUGCCUAUGUCCGAGAUAUCCCACAUCCUCAACAAUCAGUAUGUGGGCGACUUCGAUGCCUCUUCUUCUCUCCCCAACCUCAUUGCCCAGAUGCAAGACUGGUACAACACUCUCCCACCCGAGCUGGUUUACGUUGAGAGCCGCCUGACGAAUCUGGACAUGGCUGGGUAUGGCCUACACACCCAGUACUGCAAAGUACAGAUCCUCUUGAGGCAGGCCCUUGCUAGAUGUCCAAAUCCUCGGAAACGGAGAUACUCGCAGAUAUCGGGAGACAGCAUCCCUGGCAUGAUGUCUGAAGAUUCCAGCCGUGCGAUUUACCAGGAGGCGCUCCGCAUCGCUCGCCUAGUGGUAACCUAUAGAGAGGUAUUCGGGGUGGAGAAGAUACCUUCGAUUAUGCUGGACAAUGCUGUCGUGGCAGCCACGACCUUAAUCCACCAUUUCAACCAAGUUUCGAGCUCCCAUGAUGUGCAGCAGCGCGACGCUGUUUGGGUUCGCUCCCUGAUCAAAAGCCUGGAAGCGGUUCAGCCCCAUUUCCCCAUCACAAAGCGUAUGCUUGAUGCGCUGAAGCAUAUCAGUGCGGAGGGCUCGCUGGUCGACUUCUUCCAUUCUCCCGCCGCGGGAGGUCCAGCAAUUCCUGCCCCUGGGCUAUCUUCAGGCUGUGAGUCCUACAUACGCGGGCCCGACUCAAAUGCAGUCCUCAACAAGCCUGACGCCGUUUGGGCAUCGUUUGGGGUUGAUUUAGCCCCGACGACCUUCUUCUGGGGCGGUCUCGACAACAUCUUCUCGGACGUGCCUCCCUCUGGAGAUCCCUUGUUGAAUCCGCCACAUAUGACCCUUUCCUAA
Molecule: messenger RNA, 1188 nt
Organism: Capronia epimyces CBS 606.96
Lineage: Eukaryota; Fungi; Ascomycota; Eurotiomycetes; Chaetothyriales; Herpotrichiellaceae
Exons: 2
Coding region: 1-1188 (395 amino acids)
Biological process (GO): DNA-templated transcription
Molecular function (GO): DNA binding; zinc ion binding
Source: RefSeq, a predicted model, not a curated record